Molecule: messenger RNA, 1869 nt
Organism: Culicoides brevitarsis
Lineage: Eukaryota; Metazoa; Arthropoda; Insecta; Diptera; Ceratopogonidae
Product: maltase A3-like
Exons: 5
Coding region: 22-1833 (603 amino acids)
Biological process (GO): carbohydrate metabolic process
Source: RefSeq, a predicted model, not a curated record
UUGUCGAAUUUAAUUCUGAAAAUGCUACAAACUGCCAUUUUGGUAAUUUUAUUGUCAAUUUCUAUUCAAUUCGUGAACUCAGAAGAAGAAGAAUGGUGGCGAGGAGCGAAUUUUUACCAAAUUUAUCCAAAAAGCUUUAAAGAUUCCGAUGGUGAUGGUUACGGCGAUUUACAAGGCAUUCGUUCAAAAAUCCCAUAUUUGAAGGAAAUUGGAAUUACAGGUGUUUGGCUAUCUCCAAUUUAUACUUCUCCGCAAAAGGAUGGCGGAUAUGACAUUACCGAUUAUAAAGCGAUUGAUCCAAUUUUUGGUACUAUGCAAGAUUUUGACGAACUUUUAGCUACGGUGAAAGAACAUGGAAUGCAUUUGAUUCUCGAUUUUGUGCCAAAUCACACUUCCGAUGAAGCAGAAUGGUUUAAGAAAUCCGUUGCACGUGAUCCACAAUAUGAAAAUUAUUACGUUUGGCAUCCCGGAAAGCCAGAUCCUGAUGGCGGACAAAAUCUUCCCCCGAGCAACUGGUUAAGCGUUUUUCGUUUCAGUGCGUGGAAAUGGAAUGAAGAAAGAGGAGAAUAUUAUUUGCAUCAAUUUGUCGAAGGACAGCCUGAUUUAAACUAUCGAGAUCCCAAUUUGGUCGCUGACAUGAAAGAUGUUUUACGUUUUUGGCUUCGUCGAGGCGUUUCUGGCUUCCGUAUCGACACAAUCCCGAAUCUUUUUGAAACUGUAAACGAAGAUGGAAGUUUUCCGGAUGAACCUGCCAGCGGAUAUUGUGACGAUCCUGAAUCGCAUUGCUAUUUGAAUCACAUUUACACUGCCAAUCUGCCCGAAACGAUGGAUAUGGCGUACCAAUGGCAUGCCGUUUUGGAAGAAUUUCGUCAUGAUGAAGUAAAAAUCUUGAUGACUGAAGCUUAUUCUUCACUCGAUAUCAUUGUCGAGUAUUAUGGAAAUAGUACACAUAAUGGCAGUCAAGUACCAUUCAACUUUGAAGUGUUGACGAAACUUAAGAAAGACAGUUCGGCACGUGAUUUAAAGAAAAUCGCGGAAAAUUACCUUAAUUACAUUCCUUCGGGGCGAGGUUAUCUUCCGAAUUGGGUGUUAGGCAAUCAUGAUCAACAUCGUUUCCCAUCACGUUUGGGCGAAACACGCGCUGAUUUGUACAACAUUUUUCUCCAAACGAUGCCCGGCAAUGCAAUUACGUAUCAAGGCGAAGAACUUGCCAUGCCAAAUGUCGUUGUAAGUUGGGAAGAUACGCAAGAUCCGCAAGCUUGCAAUACAAAUCGAACAGUUUAUCAUUCGUAUUCACGAGAUCCCGCGCGAACGCCUUUUCCAUGGGAUGGAACAACAAACGCGGGAUUUUCUACAGGAACGCCAUGGAUUCCUGCGGGAACAGAAUAUCCCUUAUAUAAUGUAGAAAAACAGAUGAAAGACACAAACAGCCAUCUGAAAAUCUUUAAAAAACUGACGACACUUCACAAAAGUCCCGCAUUCAAAAAUGGUAUUUAUGUGCCGACAAAUUACAUAAAUGACAAUGUAUUUUCUUACCUUCGAAGUGAUAAUAAUGAAACUUAUGUGAUUGCUUUGAAUUUUGGAAAACAAAUGGAACAUGUCAACUUUAAUGAUGCUUUUGUCAAUUUGGGUAAAACAGGCGUUGUAGAAGUUGCUUCGUUGGGGUCAUCAUUGCAAGAAGGAUCGGAGUGCACUUUAAAUAGUGUAAGCAUUCCAGCCGACACAGGAGUUGUUAUCAAAGUAAAGAAUGGAGUAGCUGCGUUAUUCAAUAGAUUACAUAAUUGGUUGUUGAUUCUCGUUGUUACGAUAUUUGUUCUUUUCAAGAGUUAUUGAAUAAAUGAGUCUAUGAUAUAAUUCAUUAUUUUUUUC